AGAACUCCCACCCCACCCUCCCCGUGGGACAGGACCCAGGUGUGGGGUGUGUGGGGGGCAGUGGAGAACAGCCCUCGGGCACAGUCAGGAGUCCUCUGUCCUGGGAGGGUUUAAAAGCCUGAGGGCUGUCUUGGCCUCAGUCUGACCUUCCCUCCUGGCGACAGCAUGCGGGGGCUGCUGGUGUUGAGUGUCCUGCUGGGGGCUGCCUUUGGCAGGGAGGACUUUGUGGGGCACCAGGUGCUCCGAAUCUCUGCAACCGAUGAGGCUCAGGUGCAGAAGGUGAAGGAGCUGGAGGACCUGGAGCACCUGCAGCUGGACUUCUGGCGGGGCCCUGCCUACCCUGGCUCCCCCAUCGACGUCCGAGUGCCCUUCCCCAGCAUCCAGGCGGUCAAGGUCUUUCUGGAAUCCCAUGGCAUCAGCUACGAGAUCAUGAUCGAGGAUGUGCAGUCACUGCUGGAUGAGGAGCAGGCACAGAUGUUCGCCUUCCAUUCCCAGCCCCGCUCCACCGACACCUUUAACUACGCCACAUACCACACCCUGGAGGAGAUCUAUGAUUUUGUGGACCUGCUGGUGGCUGAGAACCCACAUCUUGUCAGCAAGAUCCAGAUUGGCAACACCUAUGAAGGGCGUCCCAUUUAUGUGCUGAAGUUCAGCACGGGGGGCAGUAAGCGUCCAGCCAUCUGGAUCGACACGGGCAUCCACUCCCGGGAGUGGGUCACCCAGGCCAGUGGGGUCUGGUUUGCAAAGAAGAUCACUCAAGACUACGGGCAGGAUGCAGCUUUCACCGCCAUUCUCGACACCAUGGACAUCUUCCUGGAGAUCGUCACCAACCCUGAUGGCUUUGCCUUCACCCACAGCAAGAAUCGCAUGUGGCGCAAGACUCGAUCCCUCACAACAGGCUCCCUCUGUGUUGGCGUGGACCCCAACAGGAACUGGGACGCUGGCUUUGGGUUGGCCGGAGCCAGCAGCAACCCCUGCUCGGAGACUUACCACGGCAAGUUUGCCAAUUCCGAAGUGGAGGUCAAGUCCAUCGUGGACUUUGUGAAGGACCACGGGAACAUCAAAGCCUUCAUCUCCAUCCACAGCUACUCCCAGCUCGUCCUCUAUCCCUAUGGCUACAAAACAGAACCAGCCCCUGACCAGGAUGAGCUGGAUCAGCUUUCCAAGGCUACUGUGACAGCCCUGGCCUCUCUCUACGGGACCAAGUUCAAGUACGGCAGCAUCAUCAAGGCAAUUUAUCAAGCCAGCGGAAGCACUAUUGACUGGACCUACAGCCAGGGCAUCAAGUACUCCUUCACUUUCGAGCUUCGGGACACUGGGCGCUAUGGCUUCCUGCUGCCAGCCUCCCAGAUCAUCCCCACAGCCCAAGAGACGUGGCUGGGGCUUCUGACCAUCAUAGAGCACACCCUGAAUCACCUCUACUGAGCUGACCCUUGGACACCCUCCUUGUCCUCUCUGGCCCCACCCAGGCAACCAAAUAAAGUUUGAGUGUACCAGGAACAGAAUCUUGGGGCUUGCA
Messenger RNA from Callithrix jacchus (white-tufted-ear marmoset), 1519 nucleotides. It is a transcript of the gene CPA1, whose product is annotated as carboxypeptidase A1. Gene Ontology annotation, biological process: proteolysis. Gene Ontology annotation, molecular function: zinc ion binding; metallocarboxypeptidase activity. Lineage: Eukaryota; Metazoa; Chordata; Mammalia; Primates; Cebidae. The record is from RefSeq and is a predicted model, not a curated record.